Fusarium subglutinans is the source of this 405-nucleotide messenger RNA. RefSeq lists its product as uncharacterized. NCBI's taxonomy places the organism in Eukaryota, Fungi, Ascomycota, Sordariomycetes, Hypocreales, Nectriaceae. The coding region runs from base 1 to 405 and encodes 134 amino acids. The transcript is spliced from 2 exons. The record is from RefSeq and is a predicted model, not a curated record.
AUGCUCUCCUCUCACGGUCGAGGUGGUGCUGGCAACAUGGCCGACUCAACCCACACUGAGAAGACAGAUCCCAGCAAGCUCCAGACUCCCGUUCUCAAGGGCUCUGUUGUCACCACCGGCCGUGGUGGUACAGGCAACAUGGCCAAGAACGAUGACCCUCGUGAAACUCGCAAGCGUCAGGACGUUGAAGCUAUCCCUCGACGCCCCUCAUCUGGUGCUCAGCAUUCUGGCCGUGGUGGCGCGGGCAACGUCUUCAAGGACAAGGAGACAGAGUUGACCCGCAAGCCCAGCAACGACGAAGCUAUCACUGACGAGGAGGAGCCCAAGUCUGCCAACUCACCUAGUGCUGCUGGCGAGUCGUUGGCUCAGAAGGGCAAGAACUGGCUCUUUGGCAAGAAGGUAUAG